GUUAUAAACGUACUAUUAACAUUAACUAAUAAGCUAAAUUUCUCCUUAAAAGGGGUGCUCACUAAUAAGCUUGCUAUCAAUGAGCCUCUCAUGGAAGAAGAAACACACAUCCAGCUAUCCAAAUGGGAAGGCAAAACUCUGUUGAGCUACAAGGCCCCGCAGCAGAUGAAGUUUGGCCUCUCUUGGCAGAUUUUUGCAACUUCCACAAAUGGUUCCCAAUUCUUGACACUUGUUAUCAAGUAGAAGGAGUCCCCGGCCAACCUGGUGUGAUCCGGUACGCUUCACUCUACCCCGAUGCCUUUGGUAAAACAUCAUUAUCUGCCGACGAUCACGGUCAUCAUGAUGAUCAGAGAUCCAUCAAGUGGGUCACAGAGAAGCUACUAGCGAUCGAUCCGAUCGAACGGUGCUUGAGCUACGAGAUCGUUGAUAAUAAUAUUGGAUUCAAGUCGUAUGUUGGAACCAUGCAGGUGCUGUCUGUCAACGACCGCGAUUGUGCCAGUGUAAGAUCGACUGGUCAUUUGUUUGUGAUCCGAUUGAAGGGUGGAGAUUUGAAGACUUUCUAUUUUUUGUGUGGCUCUACUCUCCAAUCAAUGGCAAAGAAGAUAGAGCAUGUUCUUUCAUCUACCGCGUGA
This is a messenger RNA of Malus domestica (apple), 632 nucleotides long. RefSeq names its product lachrymatory-factor synthase-like. NCBI's taxonomy places the organism in Eukaryota, Viridiplantae, Streptophyta, Magnoliopsida, Rosales, Rosaceae. The record is from RefSeq and is a predicted model, not a curated record.